Molecule: messenger RNA, 1827 nt
Organism: Dipodomys spectabilis (banner-tailed kangaroo rat)
Lineage: Eukaryota; Metazoa; Chordata; Mammalia; Rodentia; Heteromyidae
Gene: Rpusd2
Product: RNA pseudouridine synthase domain containing 2
Exons: 3
Coding region: 13-1641 (542 amino acids)
Biological process (GO): pseudouridine synthesis
Molecular function (GO): RNA binding; pseudouridine synthase activity
Source: RefSeq, a predicted model, not a curated record
CGCGGCUGCGCAAUGAUGCGCCCGGGCCCGCGCGCCUGGCUGGCGGUUCUCGCGCGCUGGAGCUGGAGCCCGCGGGCCCUCGGCUUUGCCUGGACGCGGGGCGUCUGUGGGAAACUGAUGGCGGAAGCGCUCUCCGCGGGAGCGGAGGCCGGAGGCGGGCUGAGGACCGUCACUCAGCACAACGGAGUGGCGGGCUGCGACGCGGGGCCCCCGGAGCCGGCGGGUGAGGCGGCGGAGCCGGCCCGGGACUUUGACGAGCGAGCCCCGGCCCCGGCCCCGGCCCCGGCCCCGGCCGCCGACGCGGGCAAGCGCAAGAAGCGGCGGGGCGGUGCUGGGGAGCGCGUGGUGCCGCCCCCGAAGAAGCGGCGGACGGGGGUCAGCUUUGGCGACGAGCACUUCGCCGAGACCAGCUACUACUUCGAGGGCGGCCUGCGCAAGGUGCGGCCCUAUUACUUUGACUUCCGGACCUACUGUAAAGGCCGCUGGGUGGGCCGCAGCCUGCAGCACGUCUUCAGCACCGAGUUCCGAGCCCAGCCGCUGGCCUACUACGAAGCCGCGAUCCGGGCUGGCCGCCUGCACCUCAACGAGGAGCCGGUACGGGACCUGGACAUCGUGCUCAAGGACAAUGAUUUCUUGCGGAAUACAGUGCACAGGCAUGAGCCACCAGUCACGGCAGAGCCUAUUCGCCUGCUAGCUGAGAACGAAGAUGUGGUGGUUGUAGACAAGCCUUCCUCCAUUCCCGUUCACCCCUGUGGUCGCUUCCGACACAACACGGUUAUCUUCAUCCUAGGCAAGGAGCACCAGCUGAAGGAGCUGCACCCGCUGCACCGGCUCGAUCGCCUUACCUCAGGGGUGCUCAUGUUUGCAAAGACAGCUGUUGUCUCUGAGAGGAUUCAUGAGCAGGUUCGGGACCGGCAGCUGGAGAAGGAGUAUGUAUGCCGAGUGGAAGGAGAGUUUGCUGCGGAGGAGGUGAUCUGUCGGGAACCAAUCUUGGUGGUGUCCUACAAGGUGGGUGUGUGCCGUGUAGACCCCCGGGGCAAGCCCUGUGAGACCGUGUUCCAGAGACUGAGCUACAAUGGACACUCAAGUGUGGUUCGGUGCCGGCCCCUCACAGGCCGAACCCACCAGAUCCGCGUCCACCUCCAGUUCCUGGGCCACCCCAUUCUCAACGACCCCAUUUACAAUUCAUCUGCCUGGGGUCCUUCCCGAGGUCGGGGAGGCCUCGUUCCCAAGACUGAUGAGGAACUGCUGCGGGACCUAGUUGCAGAGCACCAGGCCAAACAGGGCCUGGAAGUGCUUGAUCUCUGUGAGGGUGACCUCUCUCCAGGACCCUCAGACUCCAUAGCCCCUUCCUCAGGGCUGGCCAAGGACACCUCGGAAAAGGUGGCUACAGCUGCCCAGAAGAUAGAUGGAGUCAUUGAGGCAGCCCCUGAGCAUCUGGACCCACCAGAGAGGGCAUCGGAAACAGAUGAUCUGAAUCAAGAGACAGACCCACUGUGUGCAGAGUGCCGGCUCGUGCGACAGGAUCCAUUGCCCCAAGAUCUUGUGAUGUUCCUGCACGCUCUCCGCUAUAAAGGGCCAGACUUUGAGUAUGUUUCACCCAUGCCUACCUGGGCACAGGAUGACUGGCGAGAAGACUGAGGAAUUGCUUCUUGGGUUGGGCCAGGGGCUUUGGGGCAGGAGCUGACUCUGGGCUCAUACUCAGGGUUUCUGUGCGAGUGAGGCUGGGCUCCAAAGAAGGCUCCUCAUACUUGCUACCUCCCUCCUUUUUCCUCCACUUAGAAUCUGGGUUUUUUUUUGCUUUGUAAAUAUAUCCCUUUUCUACUA